Balaenoptera ricei (Rice's whale) is the source of this 3665-nucleotide messenger RNA. It is a transcript of the gene RPP40, whose product is annotated as ribonuclease P/MRP subunit p40. The transcript is spliced from 13 exons. Bases 1903 to 3054 code for a protein of 383 amino acids. Gene Ontology annotation, molecular function: ribonuclease MRP activity; ribonuclease P activity. Gene Ontology annotation, cellular component: ribonuclease MRP complex; multimeric ribonuclease P complex. Lineage: Eukaryota; Metazoa; Chordata; Mammalia; Artiodactyla; Balaenopteridae. The record is from RefSeq and is a predicted model, not a curated record. Gene Ontology annotation, biological process: tRNA 5'-leader removal; endonucleolytic cleavage in ITS1 to separate SSU-rRNA from 5.8S rRNA and LSU-rRNA from tricistronic rRNA transcript (SSU-rRNA, 5.8S rRNA, LSU-rRNA); tRNA 3'-end processing.
GCGCGGGGCCGGGGCCGGGGGGAGGCGGGCCGCCGCCAGCCGAGAGCGACCGGAGGCCAUUCCCGCGGGGCCCGGGGGCACGUCCCCGCUCCUCCCCUCGUCCCGCCCGCCGCGCUCCGAGCUCGGGCCUGAGCAGAGGGGCCCUCGGGACGCGCGCCACAGCCCCGGCCGCCCGGAGCGGGGGCCGCCGCUCGCCGCCCGCCUUCCAGGGACGCGAACCCGAGCGGGGGGAGGGGAGGAGACUGGCCGAAGUGUUUUCUCGCUGUUGGUUUUGCUUUGCUUCGUUUCUAGGGCUGACUCCACCUGCCUCUAAGUGGGGGCUUCUCAAAUUCUGGCGCGCGUCAGCGUCAUCUGGCGGGGGUGUGCGAGCUCACGGCUGGGCCCUACCCUAGGGCUUCGGAGUCAGUAGGCCCGGGAUGGGCCCCAAAGUAUUUCUAGCAAGAACGUGCUGAUGCCGGGUCCCCUUGCUGGGAUCUUUCGGGCCCGCCCGUGCCCUGUGUGGAAUGCCGUGGCGGCGUCUCAACUUGGGGACUUACAAGAGGCCCCAGAUACACCUGGUUUGUCAAGAUGGAACAACAUCAAGAUUUGGGGAAGAAGAUGGAACAACAUCAAGAUUUGGGGAAGAAGGCGGGAACUCCCUGGCGGUCCAGUGGUUAGGACUCCGCGCUUUCCCUGCGGAGGCGGCCGGCCCCCUCAUCCAGAAGAGCUCCUGUCUCAUCCGACCCUAGGAGGGGUUCAGGAAUGAGCAAGUGACCCAGCCAGUAAGACGCGAGGGGGACGUCCGAGAGGAAGCUUCCAUCCUUUUGCCAAGAGGAGGUGCGACGGUGCUAUAGCGCCCACGACAGCCGAGGCCACCUUGCCAACCUUCAGAGAUGUCUUGUGCGCAGCCCUGAUGGAGGAGUCGUAGCCUGCUGUGACACCACUGUGCACAUCUACGUAUGCUCCAGACCCCUCACCUGACAUCAUGUGACUCCAUCGGCUUUCACACCCUCCUGUCUCGUCCCCUUCAGAUGACAUUUUCUGCAGAGCUCCCCUAGGAACCCCCUGGGCUGAUGUGAGCCAAGGCAGCAGGGCCCCAGGCCUGCCUGAGAAAGGGCAGUUCUACCUGGUUUACACACUGGGCUUCGCCAAGCUUUGGUUUGAGCAAAGCAUUCCACGGCAGAACCACAAAUGUCACCAUCACCAUCCUCACCGUCAUAUAAAAACCAGCACUCUCGAGGACGCUCUUCCCUUGAAAGUACUGGUGCUCUCCUCGUUGCCUGGAGCGUCCUGCCACCUCCACUUACUGAACUUGCCUGGUCUUUAAGGCAGUUUCCAGAUUUUUGCCUCCUUUGGGACGUUUUUCUGGAACAGCCCAGUUAGUAAUGAUGACUUCUGCUCAGAGGCAGAUUUAUGGUGAAACUACGGACACGGCAUCUCUGUGCUGGAGAUCAACGAGAGGAAUAAACUUAAGGUCUUCUCAGGGCUUUUCUGAGCCUGCACCCUUCCUAAGAACCCUGCCGUCUCCAUGACAACAAGCCCAUGUUAGCCUGCUGGAGGAUGAGAUACUUCAGGGAGUAGAACCAAGGUGCCCAGUCGACAGCCAGCUCCUCCCCAGAAGCAGAGCCCCCUAAUCAACCUGCAGCUGACCACACAUGCAUGAAGGAGCCCAGCUGAGACCAGAAGAAUUGUCUAGCUGAGCCCAGCCUGAGCUAGACACAAACUUCCUUAACAAUUUGGGAAGGAGCAACCUGGGGCCUAGAGGAAGGAUUCUGGCAAGAGAACUAAUUUAAGGUAGGGCACCUUUCAGGUACCCAUCAGCGAGCUUCUGCCUGGGCUCCCCAGAAGCCUAGGCCCGCCCCCAGCACUAGCCCCGCCCCUACCCGGGACCACCUCAACACGUGCGGCCUGCCUGCACUGCGCAUGCCCGCGGGGAAGGGGCGGGGCGAGUCGAACCCCGGCAGGGCCUGCGUGGAGAAGACCAUGGCCGUGCUGUGUCGGCUGCGAGAGGUGCCCCGGCACUUGCUGGUCUGCGAAAAGUCCAACUUCGGCCACGACAAGUCGCGCCACCGGCACCUCGUGGAGACGCACUAUCACAACUACAGGGUUUCAUUUCUGAUUCCUGAAUGUGGGAUACUAUCAAAAGAACUGAAAGACCUGGUCAUGGACUCUGGACCCUAUUACUUUGUGAAGGAUUUACCUCUUCAUGAGUUAAUCGCACACGAAUUCAUCAAUACUUUUGUCAAGAAAGGUGCGUGCUACGCACUAACGUACAACACAAAUAUUGACGAGGAUAAUACUGUGGCCUUGCUACCAAACGGGAAACUAAUUUUAUCACUGGAUAAAGACACUUAUGAAGAAACUGGACUUCAAGGUCGUCCAUCUCAGUAUUCUGGCAGGAAAACCAUGAAAUUUAUUGUUUCCAUUGAUUUGAUGGAUUUAUCCUCUAAACUGGACUCUAAGAAGUAUGAAAGAAUAUCUUGGGCUUUCAAAGAAAAGAAACCAUUGAAAUUUGAUUUUCUUUUGGCGUGGCAUCAAACAGGUGCAGAAGGAUCAGCGAUGAUGUCAUACUUUUCCAGUUACCGGAUUCAGGAGCAUCAGCCAAAAAUAGUGCUGAGCACGAUGACAGACGUGCAGUGCCCAGUGCUGCAGAGCGGCGAGCUCAGGGGCCAGCCGGGGGCGGCCUGCAGCGCCCAGGAGCUCUUCGAGUGGCUGGGCGCCGUCUUCAGCAACGCCACGCUAAAUAAUGAGCCUGAUAAUUUCAUAUCAACCUACUGCUGUCCUCAGCCAAGCACAGUGGUGGCGAAAGCUUACUUGUGUACAAUCACUGGUUUCAUCCUUCCAGAGAAGAUACGUCUCCUGUUGGAACAGCUGUGUCGCUACUUUGAUGAACCAAAGUUGGCCCCGUGGGUGACGUUGUCGGUUCAAGGCUUUGCAGACAGCCCUGUUUCCUGGAGAGAGAACGAACACGGUUUCCGAAAAGGAGGAGAACAUCUGUACAACUUUGUGGUUUUUAGCAAUCGGGACUAUUGGCUUCAGUUGGCUGUUGGGGCAAAUGAUGACUGUCCACCUUAACGAGCACAGCGUUUAAAGUCACGUUUGUUUAUGUUUAUGCUCGUUUUCCGUAUUUCUCCGCAGUAUAAGGACUGUGUGUUCACUCAGACUUGGGUGAUGAUGACAUUUCUCAGAUCAGCAUCCGUUAGCAUCUGCUCUGGACUCGGGCCCGUCCUGUGACAGCUUGCUGUCCGGUGGAAGCUCAUAGUUGAUUUCUCCCUGUCACUGUGAGCCCAGGGUGUGGGCUACUGCGUGGUAACUUGGGCCACGAUGGCCAGGGACCGGUGGUUGUGGGACCACUGGGUAAGAUGUGUGCUGUGAUUGUGAGUUUUUCACAUCAUAAUAACAAGAAAUCCUUAACAUCAUACUUACCAGAGCCAGUUCCUGCAUUAGUGCUGUUCAUCUAUUACCUCAUUUAACUCUCACAUCAGUCCUGUGAGGGAACAGAGUGUACAUAAGCUACUGAAGUCACCUGCUUGUGGAUUCACGACUUGAUCUCAGAUCAGCUGGUUCCUGAGUGUGUGCUCACUCUCCUGCUUCUGGGUCAGGAGGAAUAUUUGGAGACUGUACAUUCAUAAAGAACAAGUUGAAUUUUGCAGUAACCUAUAAGCGAAAAGAAUCUGAAAAACAUA